Molecule: messenger RNA, 1631 nt
Organism: Erythranthe guttata (spotted monkey flower)
Lineage: Eukaryota; Viridiplantae; Streptophyta; Magnoliopsida; Lamiales; Phrymaceae
Product: IAA-amino acid hydrolase ILR1-like 6
Biological process (GO): auxin metabolic process; jasmonic acid metabolic process
Molecular function (GO): hydrolase activity
Source: RefSeq, a predicted model, not a curated record
UUCUCCUCAUCUCUCUCUCUCUCUCUCACUAGAAAUGAGGAAUCCUCUGUUUUCUCUCACUACAAAUCCAACCAUUUUAUUUAUUAUCCUCGUUGUUUGCGUGAUCAUAUCAAAAUUCUCAACAGCAGCAAAAUCUCCCGACCAUGAUUUUUCAUACUUGGACGAAUCCACACUCGCAACAACUCCACAACUCAAACCCGGUUCGAAAUUCAAGAAUCAAUCUUAUACAUCGGGGCAGAUCAAAUCCUUAUUAGUCCCGAAUUUCGAUAAAGACUGCACCUUUUGGAACAGGGAUUGCUCGGAAGAAAUCAUGAGAAUUGCGAAAAGCCCAGAAAACAUAAAAUGGAUAAAAUCGGUUCGAAGGAGAAUCCAUGAAAACCCGGAAUUAGCAUUUGAGGAAGUCCAAACAAGCCGGCUUAUUCGCCGGGAAUUGGAUGAACUCGGGAUAAGAUACCUAUUCCCAUUGGCCAAAACCGGGAUUAGAGCUUUGCUCGGAACUGGGAAUCCGCCGUUUGUGGCUAUCCGGGCUGACAUGGACGCCUUGCCAAUUCAGGAAGGUGUUGAAUGGGAGCACAAAAGCAAGAACGCAGGCAAAAUGCACGCGUGUGGACACGACGCGCAUGUCGCUAUGCUCGUUGGAGCAGCCAAGAUUCUUAAGGCGCGCGAAAAACACUUGAAGGGAACUGUGGUACUCGUGUUUCAGCCAGCAGAGGAAGCUGGAAACGGAGCAAAGAAAAUGAUUGAAGAGGGUGCUCUUGAAAAUGUCGAAGCUAUAUUCGCUUUGCAUGUAUCUCAUCUUCUCCCUACAGCUGUCAUCGGGUCAAGAUCCGGCCCGUUACUCGCGGGCUGUGGAUUCUUCAAGGCUGUCAUAACCGGUCAAACGAGCCCCGCCCGGAAUAUUCUCCAUCGCUCUCCCGACACAGUCUUGGCCGCCUCAGCUGCAGUCAUCAGUUUGCAAGGCAUUGUUUCUCGAGAAUCCAAUCCGUUAGACUCUCAGGUAGUAUCUGUGACUUUCAUGAAUAGUGGAAACGAUACCGACGAGAUGCCAUUUCGGGUCGAGUUUGGUGGCACAUUGAGAGCGUUCUCUAACACAAGCUUCCAACAACUUCUCAAAAGAAUCGAAGAGGUAAUUGUAGGUCAAGCUAGGGUUUAUAGAUGCUCGGCAACGGUUGACUUUUUUAAGGAUGCUGACACAAUUUACCCACCGUUGGUCAACGAUGAGAAGAUGUACGAACAUGUGAAAAAGGUGGCAGUUGAUUUGCUGGGGCCCACAAAUUUUCGGGUGGUCGAACAGGUGAUGGGAUCUGAGGACUUCUCGUUUUACUCCGAAAUGAUUCCGGCAACAUUUUUCUUCAUCGGGAUAAAAAACGAGACACUUGGAUCGGUGCACUCGCCUCAUUCGCCGCUUUUUGUGAUUGACGAAAAUGCCCUUGCGGUAGGGGCAGCUACUCAUGCAGCCAUUGCUGAGAGAUAUCUAAAUGACCGUAGUAUGAUUAUCGAUUCAUGAUCAAGAUUAUAGAUGCGCAUAGCUAGAGAGAUUAAGGUAAAUUUAAUGGAAAAUUAAUAAACCUAGUUAUUUGAUGUGAGAAGGUGAAUUAUUUAGAGUAUUUAUAAUUUUCUGUUUUUUUUUU